CCUUGCCCACAAAAUAAAAAUUCAUAAAAGACAACUCUUUGCAAAUGUAGGACUAAGCGAAAAAAAGACAAACCCUGUGGAGGAAACCAUUGACAAUAUGCCUUUCGGAAUUAAACCAAUCUGUAUUUCUUGUAAAGUUACAUCUUCCACACUUUGGAGAAAAAAUGCACAAGGAGAAAUCCUUUGCAAUUCAUGUGGUUUAAAGCAGACAACAAACGGCGGCAAGGAGACGGUACAAAAUGGACAAACUGCAUCCAAAAACGGAAAUGGGAACAGUGCUGCAGGCCACUUAAAUCACCACAAUGCAAGUGGUCCUGUAUUAAGAAAAAGUGCAAGGAUAAAGCCCACAAAAAGCAGGAUACAAGCGGCUACUAAAGCUCUAGCAACAAAAGGCAAAAGCAGACGCAUCAUUUUCAAAAAAAGUCAACCACUGAAGGCACCCAAAUCUGUGGCUACUGUUGUGACUGGAGAGAGCAUUUUUCACGCUGGUCAAUAUUAUCAAGUUGGGGAUGUAGUCUCUCUUGUGGAUUAUGAUGGUGGUGUGUACUACGCACAGUUACGAGGAUUUAUGAGUGACCAGUACAAUGAGAAGAGCGCCGUGAUCACUUGGCUGUUACCAACAGUCAACAGCCCACCUGAUCGGUUUGAUCCUUCAACAUACAUACUCGGACCUGAAGAAGACAUUCCUCGCAAAAUGGAGUACAUGGAGUUUGUGUGCCAUGCACCAUCUGACUACUUCUAUGACAAGAGUAGUCCAUAUCCUGUUCUAAAAAAGGGUCCCGAGCUGUGCUUCAUAUGGACAGCAAUAGGACCAGAAAUCCGCACAGUGCCAUCAGUGGAUGAAAUCUUUGGGGUCAAAGAUGAGGAAGAAGCCAGUUCUGUGACAUCUGCAGCUAUACCAAAGGGAAACAAAGAAAAGGAAGAGAAAUAUCAAAAGGACAAAGAAAAGGGUCGGGAGAAAGAGGACAAGAAGUCUGUGAAGGUGGAUCCGGAAUGAUCAUGGGUCUUUGGGGAGGGAGGUUGAGAUUAGGUACUUAUCAAAAGUGUGAAUAGUUGUUGAGUUUUUGGGGUGAGAUUGAUUCAAGGAGUCACAAUCCUCAUCCACAGACAGGAUGAUAUCUUCAGGGCUUGAUGUCAUGGUUAUGUGUGGUUUUGGAACAUUGGUGCAUAUGUUGUUUGCAAUGUGAUUAUUAAAGAGCAAGAAAGGAGGCUCGA
Messenger RNA from Pomacea canaliculata, 1215 nucleotides. RefSeq names its product GATA zinc finger domain-containing protein 1-like. Gene Ontology annotation, molecular function: zinc ion binding; sequence-specific DNA binding. Lineage: Eukaryota; Metazoa; Mollusca; Gastropoda; Architaenioglossa; Ampullariidae. Gene Ontology annotation, biological process: chromatin organization; regulation of DNA-templated transcription. The record is from RefSeq and is a predicted model, not a curated record. The transcript is spliced from 4 exons. Gene Ontology annotation, cellular component: nucleus. Bases 98 to 997 code for a protein of 299 amino acids.